AUGUGCACCACCGGCUUCAACUUGAUGAAGGCUUUUGAAAAUAUUAAGAUUGUCCAUACCAUGGCUUUGAAGCCUAAAGGGGCUAAAAAAGUGUUAACCUUUACUCCUACCAAUCUUAUAUGGCCAUUCAUAGGGAUGCUGUCGCCCGGCAGUUUCAGCACCCUGGCGCGGACGCUUCAGCGGAUGAACUUUAUCUUUACGAGCAGCGAACUCUACUCCGCUCAUUGCCCUGCGAUGCCAGAUGAGGUUAUCUCUGUGUUCCGUAAACAUUACCCUGAUGUUCCAGCUACUCCUGAGAAUGAUGAACAACAGGAUAAGGAUGCGGAGGAACAGGAGGAGGAACUGGUGACUUCUGCGGAAGUUCAGGCGGUGCUCAACACCUUCCCCAUCCAGACAACCUUUCACUUUUUACGAGAUACCUUCUGCGGACGACAUUAUGGGUUCUUCGAACAUUCUAUACCAAUGCGCUUUUAG
Messenger RNA from Aspergillus sclerotioniger CBS 115572, 474 nucleotides. RefSeq lists its product as uncharacterized. The record is from RefSeq and is a predicted model, not a curated record. NCBI's taxonomy places the organism in Eukaryota, Fungi, Ascomycota, Eurotiomycetes, Eurotiales, Aspergillaceae. Bases 1 to 474 code for a protein of 157 amino acids. The transcript has 3 exons.